UGUCACAAAGAGCUGCUUCACUUAAUCUUUCUGAUAAUAUUUAUGUUCAUAACAGCGCUAUUAGACAUAAUCAGCAGACUAAACCUGAAUACCAUUCAGCAAAUGCAUUUAUUGCAUUAAAUGAGAACUGGAUCAAGCAAUCUAACUUCUUCACAUGUCAACAACAAAAUGCCCAGCCAUUAAGCAUUGGGAGCAUGUCCUCUAAUUUAGCCUUCCAUCUGGAUGCGCAAGUUUCUCUUUCUUUUACUUGACAUUCAACUCUUUUUAAUUAUUGUACUUCUGAAAGUAGCUUAUCUCAAUAUAUUCUAAAUAAUGAUCAUUGUUUUGCUACAUUCACAGUGCUGACAUGCAAGUUCCUCAAAUAAUGAAUUUAGGUCAUCUAAGAUCAGAUGGUUCUCUCCCUUUGACCCUGAAGACCACAACAGCAGAAUUGGUGAUGCCCACAUUUGGAGUCCUUCAUGCAGCUAAAGGAAUCAAUUUAAAUGCAGAUAAGACUAAGCUGAGAAUUGGUCCAGAUCAAAGGAAGAGGAAAGAACCAUCAAAUUCAGGGAGUAAGAAUAUCCUCCGGAAUACAGCAGAUGGUGGUCCAUCCAAGCUUCCCUAUUUCACUGUUGCGUCCCCAUUGAAAGGAGGUUUGGCAUCCCAGACGGCGAGUAUAAGUUGCAGAGAAGCGGAGUUACCUGAAAAUUCAAGGACCUUGAACGUAACUAGUCAUCUGAAAAAGGUUUCGGUAGCAAAAGAUGCUGCUUGGCAAUCUACUACUGAUGAUGGUAAUGGUAAAGCUGCACUUAAAGAUGCUAAUGUUCAACAUCGUGGAGAAAUAUAUUCAAGCACAGCACAGCAGUAUUCUUUGGAUGGUAACCAAGAUAAAAAUGAUCAAAGAAAGAUUGGUCCGGGGACAACUGCAAUGGAAGGCCCAGUACAAAUUGACAGCUUUACAAAUCAACAGUUCAAACAGGGUGAAGGUGACCGUCCAGGAAACUCCGAAAUUCAUCAUCCUGCUAAAGAAAUGAAAGAUGAGAACAAUGCAACUAAGCUUUAAACCAUCCAUCAGCAGGGCAAUUUAGAUAGGAGUGAAGAGAUAAUAAAAGACCCAUGAGCUGGAGAAAUGAAGGAACAACAAGGACUGCUAGGAGUUAAACCAUGUAUCACUAUCAAAUAGCACUCGGUGGCUAUCAUAUGCGACUAUGGAUGAACAACUGUAAUUUCCUUCUUAGUCAUUUUCCAGGAAGCUUUAUGAGUGAAAUAAUCUUAAUUAACAUUGGGAUAACAUAUGUACUGUCUAUGUCAACAGUCUGGCUUGAGGCAAUUACCAUGCUAAAAUAAUUCCUUACAUAUUUUGGACAAAGUUUAAAACAGCUUGAGGCGUGGAAUGAUCUCAUGAUUGAGGCUUUUGCAAUGUUCAAUGUUAUUUGAUUGCUUGCUUUGAUAGUACUGGCAGCGUAGCACUUAACAUGCUUUGAUUAUGAUUUUAGAAUCUUAAUUGACUGAACUUAGGUCCUUUAAUGUUUCAGGAAGAGAGUCCUUCAUGAUAUUCAAAUAAACAAGGAAAUGUGACAUUUAUGAUUCUGGGAUAGCUU
Asparagus officinalis (garden asparagus) is the source of this 1580-nucleotide messenger RNA. RefSeq lists its product as uncharacterized. The record is from RefSeq and is a predicted model, not a curated record. Lineage: Eukaryota; Viridiplantae; Streptophyta; Magnoliopsida; Asparagales; Asparagaceae. The transcript has 9 exons. Bases 347 to 1042 code for a protein of 231 amino acids.